AACAUGGAGCUGCUGAGGAGGGCCAGGCAGCAUGUGGAGAAGGCCAUCAAGGAGAAGAAGAUCUUCUCGAUGCAGGGCCCCUACCCUGUCAUCCGUAAGCUGCUGCGCGCACGGGGCUGGGUAGAGAAGAAGUUCUCCAGCACCCCCACAGUAGAGAUCCCGGAGCCUCCUGAGGAAGAGGAAGAAGAGGAGGAGGAGGCCCAGUGGUACGAUGAGGACCCUGAUGGCAUCCAUGACAUGAUGUCCUCCGUGGUGCGGGACCAGACGCCGACCUUGAUCUGGGCCAGCCAUUCCAAUGCUGUGGACUACCGGCAGCUGCAGCGGGACCAGGUGGUGAACCACUUUGCUGGCAUCGGAGCCUUCACCACCAAGGAGGGACUGUGCGUCAACCUCCAAAACCUGCCGUGGUUCCACCGAGCCGAUCCCAGCACCUUUUUCCCGCGGUGCUACCGGCUGGGGGCUGAGGACGAGAGACAAGCCUUCAUCGAGGAUUUCCGCCUGACAGCAGCGCGCAGCCUGCUCAAACUGGCUGUGGAGAAGGCUGGGGACAUGCCAGGGGUGAUGGAGCGACCUGGCAAGGGGGACCCCGAUGCACCUAAAGCAGCGCACCCCCUGGGUCGCCAGCAGCCAUGCCCCUCAGCCCAUGCCACCCCCACAGGUCCAGCACCCCCAUCGCCCCCCAGCCUGCUGGAUGCCGCGCUGCAGGUCUGCAGGAUGCAGCUGGAUAGCCUGGAGCACCGCGACAUCGACCAGGAUUCCCCGAUGCUCCACGUCACCGAUGCUGACUGGGACUGCUUCCUGCGGGAGUAUUACCGCGUGGUGAACGAGCAGGCCAGGCUGGUGCCCAGCAUCCUGCAGCAGGAGCAGUGCAGGGCCCUGCUGCAGCAGCUGCAGGCACGGCUGCCCCAGCUCCACAUGGAGGGUGACCACAACCUAUGGAUCAUCAAGCCCGGAGCCAAGUCCCGCGGUAGAGGCAUCACCUGCUCGGCACGGCUGGAGGAAGUGCUGGAGGUGGUGGGGAAACGCGUGGCGCCCUCGAUGCAGGCAGGACAAUGGGUGGUGCAGAAAUACGUGGAGCGGCCGCUGCUUAUCUUGGGCACCAAAUUUGACCUGCGGCAAUGGUUCCUGGUGACCGACUGGAACCCGCUCACCGUCUGGUUCUACCGGGACAGCUAUGUGCGCUUCUGCUCCCGGCCCUUCUCCCUGCACCGCCUGCACUGGUCCCAGCACCUCUGCAAUGUUGCCAUCCAGAAGCAGUGGAGGCUGUCUGGGGGCCGGCACCCCAAACUGCCCCGUGACCUAAUCUGGUCCAGCCAGCAGUUCCAGCUGUACCUGCAGCAAGCGGGGCAUGUGGAGGCCUGGGAGAAGGUGAUUGUCCCCGGCAUGAAGGAGGCAGUGGUGGCUGCCCUGCACAGCGCCCAGGAACUGGUGGGGUCCCGCAAGGGCAGCUUUGAGCUCUAUGGAGCCGACUUCAUGUUUGGGGAAGAUUGCCAGCCCUGGCUGCUGGAGAUCAACACCAACCCGUCCAUGGAGCCCUGCUCGGCAGUCACCCGACGACUCUGCACUGCCGUCCAGCGCAACACACUGCAUGUGGUCCUGGACCACAAGAAGAACCCCCGCUGCUCCACCGGUGCCUUUGACCUUAUCUACAAAGAGGCAAUCGUGCCCGUGCCUCCCCGCCUGGGGCUGAAGCUGGUGGUGGAAGGCUACUUGCUAAUGAAGCCCCAGCUGCAAGAACAACAACCCCAGGCCAAACUCCCCACGUUCCAGCCUCUUGUCCGCCCGGUGGUGCCUAAGCCUCCGGUGGUGCCCAAGUCACCUCUGGCACCCAAGCCUUCUGCAGUGCCCAAGUCAUCCUCGGUGCCCAAGCCUCCUCUGUUCCCCAUGUCCCCUGUGCUGCCCAGGCCUCCUGUGGUGCCUAAGUCACCUACGGUGCCCAAGCCACCUUUCAUACCCAAGCCUCCAGCCGUGCCUAAGCCUCCUGUUAUGCCCAAGCACCCUAUGUUCCCUAAGCCGCCUCUGUUGCCCAUGCCCCCUGUGGUGCCCAGGCCUCCUGCAGUACCCAAGCCUCCAGCCGCGCCUAAGCCUCCUGUUAUGCCCAAGCACCCUAUGUUCCCUAAGCCGCCCCUGUUGCCCACGCCCCCGGUGGUGCCCAGGCCUCCUGCAGUGCCCAGACCUCCAGUGGUGCCCAAGCCUCGUGUGGUCUCCAAACCACUUAUGGACACCAAGCCUUCAGUGGUGCCUAAGCCUCCAGUGGUGUCCAAGCCUCAUGUGGUCUCCAAGCCACUUGUAGACACCAAUCCUCCAGUGGCACCCAAGCCUCCUGCAGUGCCUAAGUCCUCUGUUGUGGCCAAGCCGAGGCACAGAACAGCGCAGCUCCCACAGGCUGGAGUGGCACAGGUCAAGCCGGCUCCUCGUGGGCAAUUGCGCUCCUUCUCCUCCUCCGGCCCUGUCCGCCGGGCACCACCACAGCCAAACCGCCUGCUCUAG
Molecule: messenger RNA, 2490 nt
Organism: Strigops habroptila (Kakapo)
Lineage: Eukaryota; Metazoa; Chordata; Aves; Psittaciformes; Psittacidae
Product: tubulin monoglycylase TTLL3-like
Exons: 11
Coding region: 4-2490 (828 amino acids)
Biological process (GO): cilium assembly; protein polyglycylation; cilium movement
Cellular component (GO): cilium
Molecular function (GO): protein-glycine ligase activity, initiating
Source: RefSeq, a predicted model, not a curated record